Ficedula albicollis (Collared flycatcher) is the source of this 3099-nucleotide messenger RNA. RefSeq names its product mesoderm development candidate 2 (gene MESD). Gene Ontology annotation, molecular function: low-density lipoprotein particle receptor binding. The record is from RefSeq and is a predicted model, not a curated record. Gene Ontology annotation, biological process: protein folding. NCBI's taxonomy places the organism in Eukaryota, Metazoa, Chordata, Aves, Passeriformes, Muscicapidae.
CAAGAGAUCCAAAACAUAUUUGUGGAAGAGUUGAGUUUAAAGCUUCCUUGUCGUUUUCAAAACAGAAAGAUGAUGACAUUGAAGAGGGAGAUCUCCCUGAACACAAGAGGCCUCCGGCACCAAUAGAUUUCUCAAAAAUAGAUCCAGGCAAGCCUGAAAGCAUCCUGAAGCUAACAAAGAAGGGGAAGACUUUGAUGAUGUUUGUCACAGUGUCGGGAAAUCCCACGGAAAAGGAGACAGAAGAAAUCACCAGCUUGUGGCAGGGCAGCCUCUUCAACGCAAACUACGAUGUGCAAAGGUUUAUUGUUGGCUCCAAUCGGGCCAUCUUCAUGCUGCGGGAUGGUGGCUACGCCUGGGAGAUCAAAGACUUCCUGAUAAAUCAGGAAAGGUGUGCAGAUGUUACUCUGGAAGGUCAGGUUUAUCCUGGCAAAGGAGCAGAUGGAAAUGAGAAAGUGAAAAACAAAACAAAACCUGAAAAAGCAAAGAAGAAAAAAGAUGCAGAGAAGAAAUCUGACGGUGUCAAAGAGGACAACCGCAACCAACCAGAGAGAGGAGCUAUGACAGCCACGGUACCAGACUGAGUCCUGCUCUGCUGCUCCUUGAAGGGCAUCUGCUGAGGAGUCCUGGGUUUUGGGGAGGAAGGAAGCAGAGACUACUGAAGCUUAAAUUUAUGUUGAAAUCACCAGUUUACUCAUUGCUGUUGGCCAUUUGUUUAGUUACAGGAAAGGUAACGCUUCAUGUCAGCAAUUGACUGCUUUGGUUUGUAAUUUUUUUAUGCUUUUGUUGUUGUUUAAAACUAGCAUUCAAAUCAGUGUGUCUAACAUCACAAAUUUAAUUUAAGUGGAAAAGAAGAAUUAUGGUUUCAGAACACACUGAUGGUCAUCUGUAGUAGCUGUGUCCAUCUUGGCUUCGCAGCUGCUGUCAGAGAGCCAGGUGCAGUGUGAAAAGAUUCUCUUGGAAGAUGGUUUGAUAGACACAGCUGGCACAAAACUGCCCAAAGUUGCAAAGAGUAGUGGCCAAAGAUGCCUGAAAUUACGGGAUUUAGGACAUGUUUGGUUAGACUGCCUGUUUCUUUAAAAUUGUCUCAACCCAUUGUGUCCCAGGAAAUCUGUGGGUAGGGACUCUGCUCAUGCACUCCAGACCUGUUCAGGAGGGACACUGUGUGCCCUUCAGAAGGGAAUGGAACUGCAGCACCUGCAUGAGCAGUGUCAGGGUGACAGGUGGAGACGAAUCCAUGGCAUUCAGGUUGCUCCUGCUGCUGAAGGACUGUGCCUGUGGAAGCAGCUGUUCUGUGUGCCUGUUACUCAUGCAGUGAGCUGGAACAAAAAUCUGAAUUAUUUAAUCUGAAAUUAAUUUGGUUUACUGAUUCAAUGGUUUGUUCAAAUAUUUGAAAAAGUGCUAGUUACAGCACAGAGUUAAACUUUGAGUUAGACAUAGCACUUACUGAUGCUGAGCUGGUCAGAUUUUGGUGGGGUUUUUUUCUUGGUACAGAUUCCUGACUGAUGUGGUUGAUUGUAAAUGACCAUUUGAUUUGAAUACUAUGAAGCUGGACAUAUGGAAGCCAAUACUUUGUAUAAUUGGGGAGGUUUUGUUACUACUCAGAUUGUUUUCAAAUGCUUUGCUUAGAAUUGUUUCCCUUCUGCCUUACUACCAGUUAAGGACUAAAGGCACCGAGUAGUGUGGUCCACAUCAUUUUGCAGAGGAUGAGCCACAGUAUCAACUGUCUUCAUUCAAUCCUGGGAUGGUGUUACUUUUUCUUUAAGGUGCUAAAAUCCAAGUGUUUUGGAUAAAAGGUCAUAAUUGAACCAUAAUGGUUGAUCUUGUGGAAUACUUCAGUAUCAAAAGUAUAAAACUGUGACUGAGUCCUUGUCCUAAAAUAAAAUAUGUCACUAAACUUACUGUUUUGAAGAGUAGUAAAACCUUUUAAAUAGAUCUGCAUUUGGUUAUGUAUUCAAGAGGCAGACUAACUCAUCUUUGGUUUCUGUAUGUAAGGACUGCAUGAUGUUGAUGAUGGUUCCAGUUGAUUCAUUUCAUUUAAUUUUAAUUAUAUUUGUAUGAAUUUAGAUUAAAGAAACCCUUGCAGCUACACUUCAUUAAACAGGCCUGUACCUGUUUGAGUGGAAAAUUAAAAUUUGUUUCUUCAGGAUUAACUAUUCUCUUUUAUAUUCUCCUACUAAUGCAGAUGUGCAGCAGAGUUGAGAAGAGUCUCAGUAGGUAUUUGGAUAGUUGAGAUGUGCAGUCCAAUUCUUGUGCAUAACUGAUUUAUCAUUUGGUCACAUAUUCUGGGUUAGCACCACCCUUUGUAAACAAUAAUGCUUCUCUUCUCAAGGGAGGAACAGGCCACAUGAAACUAUAAAAAUGAAAUAUAAAUGAGUUUUUGCUUUUCAGAGUUAUGGUUUAGAGGUGAUAAUUCAGAUUUUGAUAAGAAAGACAUAGAAGUGCAGUUUUGUAUUCCUCUUAAUGUUAUUUCCUUUUUGAUCAGCGGGUUUGAGACCAUUGGAGAAACAAUUGCUACACUAAAGCUAUAGCCCAUAUUUUGAGUAUAGAUACUUCAGUCUCAUAAAUCUGCAUUUACAGUAGAUUGGGUCUUUCCCCUUUGAAAUUAGAAGAAGCUUUGUUGAAAUUGAACCAGCCAAUUGACCUUCUUUUUUUGGUUGGCUGGUUGGUUGUUUCUGAGUCAGUUGCCCAUGCCAAAUGUAGGUAUGUCUUGUGCCACAUAGCUUAAUCAAAUUUCAAAGUGUUUGGGGUUUUUUUGGUUUGGUUUUUUUUUUUAGGUUUUUAGUCUGUGUGCUGACUUGGGAGUAACUUUCUGAUAUAAAACACAAAAUGCUGCCUUCACAAAAUAAGUUUCUCCUUAUCUUCCAUAUUUCUUCUCCCUUUUCCAUGCUUUACACUAAACAAAUACUGAAAUAUACCAGUAAAUGUAACAUGGCAGUCUGGCAGGAGCUGCUUUACCUCAGCCAGUCUUUCUCUGAGUCUUUUCUCAGCCAGUCUUUUCUCUCAAUAACUUGAAUUGCCUUUUAAAACUGGUAAAGUCUGAGACAGUUGCACUUGUCCUGGGACAGUGUUACAUAACCAAAUGUUUGGUGAUGAUUUAAG